AUCCACUCCCGCCGUCCUCGCCGUCGCGGCCGCCGGCGGCGGAGGAGGUCUCCGACGCUGAGAUGUCCGACGGAGAGGUACCGCCUCGCCAGGCCGCGGAGGACUUAGUCAGGGGAGUGGCGAACCGCGCCGCGCCGGGCUCGGCCGGCGAAGAGGACGAGGAGAUUUACGACGACGAGAGCUCCGAUUACAACUCGUACGACGACGACGACGACGAAUCCGAUGAGAGCGGUUCGUACUACGAAGACCAUGAGGAUGAGGAGGAGGAGGAGGAGGAGGGUGCCGGCGGGGACAGGGCCUCCGGGAGCGCGGAGGAGGAGGCUGCGUCGGUCGGCGUGGGCGGCGGCGGCCCGAAGGCGGAGGGGAGUCCCCGGGCGGCGGCCACCUGCUGCAUCUGCAUGGAUCCCUGGGCCUCCUACGGCGGCCACCUGCUGCAUCUUGUUUACUACCAUGGGACUUUCAUUUAUGUUGUCUCCGCCAAGGUUUUCGAGUCAACGAGUCAUUCUGGGUAGCGACUCUUGACGAGUCGUGUUGUGCCGCUGGACUAGUCGAGGUGUUUGACCGACUUGCAGUUACGACUCAUCGGCUAGUG
Molecule: messenger RNA, 592 nt
Organism: Triticum aestivum (bread wheat)
Lineage: Eukaryota; Viridiplantae; Streptophyta; Magnoliopsida; Poales; Poaceae
Product: tumor rejection antigen P815A-like
Exons: 1
Coding region: 63-512 (149 amino acids)
Source: RefSeq, a predicted model, not a curated record